Dipodomys ordii (Ord's kangaroo rat) is the source of this 1719-nucleotide messenger RNA. RefSeq names its product pleckstrin homology domain containing, family A (phosphoinositide binding specific) member 8 (gene Plekha8). Gene Ontology annotation, biological process: ceramide transport; intermembrane lipid transfer. Lineage: Eukaryota; Metazoa; Chordata; Mammalia; Rodentia; Heteromyidae. The transcript has 14 exons. The record is from RefSeq and is a predicted model, not a curated record. Gene Ontology annotation, cellular component: cytoplasm; cytosol; membrane. The coding region runs from base 108 to 1667 and encodes 519 amino acids. Gene Ontology annotation, molecular function: ceramide 1-phosphate transfer activity; ceramide 1-phosphate binding.
CUGAAGUCGGAGCUGGUCGCCUCCCGGGCCCAGGGCCAGUGAGGAGGCCGGCGGGUGUGGGCGAGCGGCCCGCCGGGCGGGGAGCAGGCCCAGGGCCCGCGGGCGCCAUGGAGGGGGUGCUGUACAAGUGGACCAACUACCUGAGCGGUUGGCAGCCUCGAUGGUUCCUUCUCUGUGGGGGAAUAUUGUCCUAUUAUGAUUCUCCUGAAGAUGCUUGGAAAGGUUGCAAGGGGAGCAUCCAAAUGGCUGUCUGUGAAAUUCAAGUUCAUUCUGUAGAUAAUACUCGAAUGGACCUGAUAAUCCCUGGGGAACAGUAUUUCUACCUGAAGGCCAGAAGUGUGGCUGAGAGACAGCGGUGGCUGGUGGCCCUGGGGUCAGCCAAGGCUUGCUUGACAGACAGUAGGACCCAGAAGGAGAAAGAAUUUGCUGAAAACACUGAAAACUUGAAAACCAAAAUGUCGGAACUGAGACUCUACUGUGACCUCCUUGUUCAGCAAGUAGAUAAAACAAAAGAAGUCACUACAACUGGUGUUUCUAACUCUGAGGAAGGAAUUGAUGUGGGAACUCUACUCAAAUCAACUUGCAAUACUUUUCUAAAGACCUUGGAAGAAUGCAUGCAGAUUGCAAAUGCAGCUUUUACCUCGGAGCUGCUUUACCGGACCCCUCCAGCAUCACCACAGCUGGCUGUGGUCAAAUCCAGCAAGAUAAAACAACCUGUUGUUCCAGUUCAUAAUUCAUUGGAAAGGCAAAUGGAGUUGAACAGUUGUGGAAAUGGAUCUUUAAAUAUGGAGAUAAAUGGUGAUGAAGAAACCCUAAUGAAAAAUGAAAGUCCCUUGUAUUUGAAAUCUGCAGAGAUAGACAGCAGCCUAUCAAGCAAAGAAAAUACAGAGGAUAAUUUAACAGUACAAGGUAACAUAAUGAAGAGCAAUGAAGAGGAAAACCUGUGCAAUCAUGACAGUGACUUGGCACAGACUGGAUCAGACUCAAGUUUUUUGCCAGAAUCCCUCUGGGAAGAUGGCAAAGAAGUUAUCCCAACUUUCUUUAGUACUAUGAACACAAGCUUUAGUGACAUUGAACUUCUGGAAGAUAGUGGCAUUCCUACAGAAGCAUUCUUGGCAUCAUGUUAUGCUGUGGUUCCAGUAUUAGACAAACUUGGCCCUACAGUGUUUGCUCCUGUAAAAAUGGAUCUUGUUGGAAAUAUUAAGAAAGUAAAUCAGAAGUAUAUAACGAACAAGGAAGAGUUUACUACCCUCCAGAAGAUAGUGCUGCAUGAGGUAGAAGCUGAUGUAGCUCAGGUUAGGAACUCCGCUACUGAAGCCCUCUUGUGGCUGAAGAGAGGUCUCAAAUUUUUAAAAGGAUUUUUGACUGAAGUAAAAAAUGGGGAAAAGGAUAUACAGACAGCCCUGAAUAAUGCAUAUGGUAAAACCUUGCGGCAACACCAUGGCUGGGUAGUUCGAGGGGUUUUUGCGUUAGCUCUGAGGGCAGCUCCAUCCUACGAAGAUUUUGUGGCUGCACUCACCAUUAAAGAAGGUGACCACCAGAAGGAAGCAUUCAGUAUUGGGAUGCAGAGGGACCUCAGCCUUUACCUUCCUGCCAUGGAAAAGCAGCUGGCCAUUCUGGACACCUUGUACGAGGUUCAUGGGCUGGAGUCUGAUGAGGUGGUGUGACAGCUGCAGGACAGCGUCUUCUAACUUCAGGGAAUAAAGUUUGUUAAAAUGU